UGUUCAUGUUUGUUAUGGUUUACUGGGCAGGUAUUGCAAGUGUGAGAUGCCUUACAACCCUGAUGACCUAAUGGUUCAGUGUGAAGGCUGCACUGAUUGGUAAGUUGGAUGCUUUUUGAAGAUAUUCACUUCCCUUUGGCAGUUUAACCUCUGUGGCUCUUUUCUGUAUGUUACAUGUCAGGUAUGGUAAAUGGUGGAUGAUUAUUUUUAUGAGGGUGUUUGAAUUGUCCCAGAUGAGUUCUCUGUGGGUGUUUCUGUUACAAGUUUCAUCCUGCUUGUAUAGAAAUGACCACUGAGGAUGCCAAAAAACUUGAACACUUCUUCUGUGGAAGUUGUUCGUCUGAAAGUCAGAAGUUGCAGAACUCCCUCAGUGCUUCCAGACACCCAGAUACAAAGGAAGAUGGGAAAAAUUAUAAUUCUUUAUAAUUAUAUAUCAGUUCGUGGUGCAUUGAUGAAUAACAGGAAUGUGCACUAUAAAAAUGAGCUUCUUAUCAGAGCGGGAACAAUCUUCAAAAGUGGUUUGACUAUCAUUCUCAGUACAUGGUCUCAUUUUUGCACUUCAUUCCACUUGUUGUUCAUUGGAUGGAUGGACAUUUAUAAUGCAUGCUCCUACAGUGAGUAAUUGGGUUCAUCCCAUGACGUGCUUUAUAUGUUUCCAAGCUUUAAAUUUCUGAAUUGGAAAGAUUUCAGAGUUAUAAGGCGCUCUUUCAUGUCUAGAGAUGUUCUUUAUGGAAUCAUGGCAUAGUUUUGUGGAACGGUGACCCUGUGAGAGAGAUUUAGUUAUCUGCAUACUAGGGAGUUGCCCUAGGGGCUAGGUUAAUGGUUUUAGCUUAAUUAUAUGGUUAAGCUUCUUCAUUGAACUGCCUUACUGAUAUUACCUAUAAAAUUUCCCUUUUAGGUCUGUAUGUUGUUUGUGACCAUAUGACAUUAACGUAUGUGAUGGUGGUGUAUCAGGUUGACACGAAGCGGCGUCGGAGGUGACAGCACAUUGAAGUAGAAUCGUAAUCGAGAAACUGGUGGUUCUUCUGUCUUCAAUUCACAAAUUGUACAGAUUGUGAUGCAUAUAUCUGUGUCUCCCUAUUGUACUAAUGGUUGACAGUAACUGGCCUUGAAACCUAUCAUGUUUGUAUAGUUUGGGGGUCUCAGUUAUCCAGUUAGCCGACUAAGGUCGAGGAUGUGUUUAGUCUGUCUUUAAUCAUGUAAUGUAGGUUCUGUCCAUCAUUAGAUAUGAUAAAUUAGGUUGUGUAUAAUCAGACUCAUUUUAACUUACGAUUUUAUGAAAGAGCAAUAGAUACCUGGGUCUUCA
Rubroshorea leprosula is the source of this 1306-nucleotide messenger RNA. NCBI's taxonomy places the organism in Eukaryota, Viridiplantae, Streptophyta, Magnoliopsida, Malvales, Dipterocarpaceae. The record is from the annotation of a GenBank genome assembly.